This is a messenger RNA of Petromyzon marinus (sea lamprey), 1149 nucleotides long. RefSeq names its product dual specificity tyrosine-phosphorylation-regulated kinase 4-like. Lineage: Eukaryota; Metazoa; Chordata; Hyperoartia; Petromyzontiformes; Petromyzontidae. The record is from RefSeq and is a predicted model, not a curated record. Gene Ontology annotation, biological process: peptidyl-threonine phosphorylation; peptidyl-serine phosphorylation. Gene Ontology annotation, molecular function: ATP binding; protein serine/threonine kinase activity.
GCCAUGCCCUGUGCUUAAAUGCGCCGAUAUGUGCGUGUGGUGAGCAGUUACCGGACCCUGUGGAACAUGGCCAUACAUGGCGCCUGAGACGCUCCUGCUGCCUUUCGUGACAUGCGCAGCAGACAUGUGGUCCCUGGGCUGCGUGAUUGUAGAGAUUCUCCUCGGCUGCAGACUCUUCAUCGGCAACUACAAGGAUUUCCUUGGCCGAGCCAUCAAGAUCUUGGGUCUCCCACCAAUGUCAAUGAUCUUGACAGAUUUCAACUGGACCAUUACCAUGGACAAGAAUGGGUGCCCAAUUGUCAACGGCAAGGUCAUUGUCCCGAGCAGUUUACCCCUGGAGUCGCUGCUGGAUACUUAUGACAAGGAGUUACUCAACUUCCUUCGCGGCUGCCUUGAGUGGGACCCCGCACUCCGGCUCACACCGGAGCAGGCCUUGGAGCACGACUGGGUGAGGGGCAGCGAGAAGGCGCAGGGCAGCGCUGCAGUGCCAAGCGUCGACGUUCCCCUUGGCCAGGCAGCGGCCCCACAGGCACUCAACGCGGACCCACAGGCACUCAACGCGGGCCCACAGGCACUCAACGCGGACCCACAGGCACUCAACGCAGACCCACAGGCACUCAACGCAGACCCACAGGCACUCAACGCGGACCCACAGGCACUCAACGCGGACCCACAGGCACUCAACGCGGACCCACAGGCACUCAACGCAGACCCACAGGCACUCAACGCGGACCCACAGGCACUCAACGCGGACCCAGCCCCAGCAGAGUCACAACUGUCGGACGACAACUCUCAGUCCCAUGGGAUCCCGGAAUCCGUGCCUCCCGAGGGAUGCAGUGUUGAAGAAUUUGUGACAGUCAGGAGCCAACAGUGAGUCUCCCCAUGCAAGCGCAUGAUUAAGGAUGUUUUUGUUGGUUGUGCUAUCGUUAAGCCACAACCAAGUGUGUACCUGUUUAAAUGAGCAUUAGGCAAUUUUCACCUCCGUCAUUAAGCCUAACCCACUGGUGGAAAUUCCACGUACAGUAAAACCUUGGAUUGCGAGUGACUUGGUCUGCGAGUGUAUUACAAGACGAGCAAAACUUUUAAAGUGAAUAUUAAUUUGAUAAACGAGCGAGGUCUUGCAAUACGAGUAGUAGUACGUAUACGCUU